Panicum virgatum (switchgrass) is the source of this 1639-nucleotide messenger RNA. RefSeq lists its product as uncharacterized. The transcript is spliced from 2 exons. Gene Ontology annotation, molecular function: zinc ion binding; nucleic acid binding. Bases 170 to 1639 code for a protein of 489 amino acids. The record is from RefSeq and is a predicted model, not a curated record. Lineage: Eukaryota; Viridiplantae; Streptophyta; Magnoliopsida; Poales; Poaceae.
UGUGUAACCAUUUGUGUUGUUCUUGCUGGCUGCCGACACCUCCUACCUUGCUUGGUAAGAACAUGUAAGAACUUGAAUGGACAAGUGUGAGUGAACAUAUAGUGUUCCACCACCUAUUUCCUUUAGUUGGUAGGCAACUUCUUGUGACUUUGUUUGCUGCAAGCUAACCAUGGCAGGUGCAGGGAGUGAGGAUGAGGAUGGUGGAGGCCUGCUUACACCUCGCACCAAAGGCAUCGUACAGCAUUUUCAAAAGCAAGUGAGGGAGUACACCUUGGGAAUUGAUAAUGAUUUGCAGGUGAUAAAUGAGAAGAUUGGGCAAAUGGAGGCCGCACAGAUUUCCAACAACACCAAGCUUGCAGGUUUGGAGACGACGGUUGCUCGCGUGGACAAGAGUCUCGCUGCUCUUCUAAGGCGCUUUGAUGAGCUCCACGCGAAGAUGAAUGAUCAGCAUAGAGGACGUGGCCAAGAGAAUGAUGACGGCGCAGAAAAUUCAGGUGCUGAUUAUGCUGCUGACACCGAAGUUGAGGAUCAAGCCCAGCGACGUCUACGUCGUAACCGUCGAGGUAUGGGUGGACAGCGUCCACAUGAGGUACAUAACAAUGACAUUGCUUUUAGUAAGAUAAAAUUUAAGAUACCCUCUUUUGAUGGUAAAUAUGAUCCGGAUGCUUAUCUUACUUGGGAGAUGGCUGUUGAACAAAAGUUUACUUGUCAUGAUUUUCCUGAAAAUGCAUGUGUUAGGGCUGCAACUAGUGAAUUCACUGAUUUUGCUUCCGUUUGGUGGAUAGAACAUGGCAAGAAAAAUCCUAAUAACAUGCCACAAACUUGGGAUGCUUUGAAACGGAUCAUGAGGGCUAGAUUUGUUCCAUCUUACUAUGCACGUGAUCUUUUAAACCAGCUGCAGCAGUUAAAACAAGGUACUAAAAGUGUAGAAGAAUACUAUCAAGAGCUGCAAAUGGGCAUGCUACGCUGCAAUUUAGAGGAGGAUGUGGAACCUGCUAUGGCUAGAUUUUUGGGCGGGUUAAACCGGGAAAUUCAGGACAUCCUUGCUUAUAAAGAGUACACUAACAUAACCCGUUUGUUCCAUCCUGCUUGCAAAGCUGAAAGGGAAGUGCAGGGACGACGUGCAAGUACCAGGACUAACAUUUCUGCAGGGAGGAAUUUUUCCACACAGCCCCGCUCAAGCAUUCCAUCAACUGGACGUGCUGCUGCACCUUAUUCAUCGUCAGCUCGAAUAGCAGCCCCACCUUCUAGCGACAAGCCUCGUGACAACCCUGCAAAUUCAGCAGCAAAGACAACGCAAAAACCUGCUGCAACCACUUCAUCGGUGGCAUCCACAGGUAGAACAAGAGAUGUUCAGUGCCACCGCUGCAAGGGAUUUGGACAUGUCAUGCGUGACUGCCCAAGCAAGCGUGUUUUGGUGGUCAAAAAUGAUGGUGAGUACUCAUCUACUAGUGAACUUGAAGAAGAUAUACUUGCAUUGCUUGCGGCUGACCAUGCAGGAAGUGAGGGCUGCUCGGAAGAACAUAUUAAUGCAGCUGAAGCCGACCGCUAUGAGAGCCUAAUUGUGCAGCGUGUGCUGAGCGCACAAAUGGAAAAAGCGGAGCAAAAUCAGCGGCACACAUUAUUCCAAACAAAGUAG